CAAGAUGGCGGCGGCGGAGGGGAGCGGGGCCGGGGGGACCCUGUUCCCAGGUCUGGCGGAUGUGUCCAUAUCCCAGGACAUUCCAGUGGAAGGGGAGAUCACUGUCCCCGUGGGAUCUCACUCUCCUGAUGAGGAUUACUCCACGUUGGACGAGCCUGUCAGGGACACAAUUAUGAGGGACCUGAAGGCCGUUGGGAAGAAGUUUGUCCAUGUGAUGUACCCCCGGAAGAGCAGCGCACUCCUCAGGGACUGGGAUCUGUGGGGCCCAUUGGUGCUGUGUGUCUCCCUGGCUCUGAUGCUGCAGGGUGGUUCUGCAGACAGCAAGGACGAUGGAGGGCCCCAGUUUGCCGAGGUCUUUGUCAUCAUCUGGUUUGGUGCCGUGGUCAUCACCCUCAACUCGAAGCUCCUCGGAGGGACCAUCUCCUUCUUCCAGAGCCUGUGUGUGCUGGGGUACUGUGUGCUGCCGCUCACCGUGGCCAUGCUGGUGUGCAGGCUGGUGCUGCUGGCGGGCGCUGGCACCAUCAGCUUCAUCAUCCGCCUCAUCGUGGUCGUGGCCAUGUUCGGGUGGUCCACCCUGGCCUCCACGGCGUUCCUGGCCGACAGCCAGCCCCCCAACCGCAAGGCGCUCGUCGUCUACCCCAUCUUCCUCUUCUACUUCGUCAUCAGCUGGAUGAUCCUCACCUUCACCCCUCAGUGAGCCCCAUCCCAAGGGAAUGGGACACGGACUGGAGUUUUUCAUGGACGCUGCAGUGAAUCCUUGGCUUUAUCUCUUUCUAAUUUAUAUAUAGGGAUACUGUAAAAAGGCAGGUUGUGGGAUAAAGCCAGAGAGCUGCAAAAAGUGCUCGUUUGUGUGUCCCUCUUUGUGAAAGAUACCGAGGUCCAGCUACUGAGGGGUUUAUUUAGCCCUGCUCUGUACUGGUGUUAAAUAAACAGUGCCCACUGGGACUGAGGACAGAGCAGGAGAUCCUGGAAUUCCAAGCUGUUGGGAGAUGAAGUUACAGGACCACACUACUUGGCAGAGUUCGUGCCUGUGCUUGGAUUCUCACUGAAGAUGAAGAUGCCUUAUCAAACUGUAGAACUUCACUGCUGUGAUGUGUGGAGAGGGAAAAGACGUGUCUGACUCCUUUCAUUCCCUUUGGAGUGGUGGGAUGUGCGCGUGGGGCAUCGUGGGACUGGGGGCUUUCCUGGGAAGCAGUUCAGCAAAACCCAGUUGAGUCUCUUGGCAGUGAAUUGGAGCUGGUGGCAGGGAGUUGCCUUUGCCCAUAUCUGUGUGCUGUGUGUGUUCAUCCCUUCAUGUGCAGGGGAGAGGGUUCCAGCCUGAUGCCUUCAGCACUGUGUCACCCUGGCCCUGUGUCUGUGAGGGGUGUGGGCUCAGAGAGGUGUGGCCCUGUGACCACAGGGGACAGCUUGGAGUCCUGCAGAAACACUCAGAACUGGUUUGGAACUGGUUUAUAGCUCUCACUCUCUGUUUGGGAAGGGAGAAUUCCCUGGAGAGCACCAAGAGUGUGUAUAUAUGAUAGAAACAAGGGGUUCUGUGCAGUAAAUUGAGGUUUUGCUGCACGGGCUGUUUGGUGCUGACAAACCACACCAGGGCUUGGGCCCCAAAGUUUUAGAACAGGUUGAAGGAAGGAGAGUAAAUGGUGCUGAAGGUGGAGGCUGCUGUGGAGCAGGACAUGGAUUCUGCUCUCGCCUGCCUGUGUGUGACUGCUCCUUUGGUUGUUACAGGGACAGCAACAGAAAUGUGAGCAAAUGUGCAUUUUGUUCCCUUGUACUUGCCCUGAGAUGUUGGACACUGUUUUGUGGGGCUUUUGUUUUGCUUAACACUUUUGUAAGAGGGAGGGGGUUUCUUUUUCCAGUCCCUGCAGGUGCUUUUUGUACCUCACCUGGAGAACCACAGGUGGGCAUGGUUGGGUGUAUUUUGGCACAGGGAUGAGAGCUGGGAUCUGCUUUUGGAAACUGCUGAAAUGGUUCCUGUUGUCCAUUGUUCUCAGUCAGCAAUCCAGAGGAGAGCUUCAAAACAUCUGGGGUGAAAAAGCUGCUGUAAAAUGUCCUUUUUCCUGCAGUUGUGCAGAUAGACUGAACCUGAGGUCUGUGGGUCCUGCUGAGGUGUGAAUGUUCCUAAUUUAUAGUUCUGUGUACAAUAGCAGUCUGUGCUGUAAACACUGCUAGUGCUGGGGGUUGGGAUGGAAAUUGCUAAGUUGCAGAUUAAAAGUGCAUUUUUGCCUUUGGGGAUAAGGAACUGCUGUGUGUGACAGGGCCUCACUGUGGCACCAAGGGGCUGGAGAGGAGCUAUAGGGGUUCAUCGACAUGGGGGCCAUGGAAAUGGGGAAUUUUUAAGCUUCCAUUAAAUUAUUACUGGUAUGGAAUGUGGUUUUCCUUCUAAGUGUGCAAUUUUUUGUUAAUUUAAAAGUUAGUUCAGCUUUAUGAAGCUGAAAAGAAAUACUCAAGGGAAGUGGAUAGUAAAGCUGUUGAUGGCUACAGUGGGGUUCCUUUACAAGAACUCAACCACACUUGCAGAGAAAUCCUUGGGUUCUGUCUCUGUAGUGUCUUGUGACUUGAGCUGCUGUUCUAGCUGAAGGAUAAUUGGAGUAACAUUUAACUGAUCCAGAAAUAUUUUGAAAGGAAGGAAAAUGAUUUUUCAGGGGAGUUAAAAUCCCAACCUUUUCCUUGUUUUUGGCUUGGAUCUGAGUCUCACAGUGAUUUGUUCUAUAUCAACACUCUUGGCUUAUACAAGAGAAUAAAAUUGUUCUUACAUUAACUUGCUUUACUUUUCAGCUGGUCACUGAGUUUUUCAGUCAAGAACUGUUUUUAAUCUGCAAGAACAGGCAGACGUGACCUGGUUAUAGGGGAAGGAGUGAUUUUGGUUUGGUUUUUGGCUCAUGGCAAUCCCCCUUUGGCAUGGCAGCCAUCGCCUCCUAAAGCUGCGACAUCUCCAGGAGGGUCUGUGUCACUGGAGGUGUGACCUCUGUGGGUUUGAGCUGGCAGCAGCUGGGAAGGAAACCAGACUUUCUGGGUUUUCGUGGCUCCAGUUGAUGUUAUAAUUGGUUCCAGUUAGUUCUGGAAGAGCCAUGGAGUAGCCUGGCCUUUCCACUCGGGUAUCAUGAUUAUUGGAGCCCUUUUUGUGAGUGGAGUAUAAUGGCACAGAGAGACGGAGUGGGGAGCACCAGUGGGAAUGACUGGAGAGGAACUGUCUUAGGUGAUGUCAGGAAAUGAAGAAGCCCAAACUGGGAUUUGUUCCUCAGCCACCCGUGGAUGUCCUGCAGAGCCCCCACUGUGACAGAACCACCUUGUCCCUUGGUGGGUGAGCGAUGCCAAAGCCAAUGGAACUCGGGCACGUUAAAUACAACCAAAACAUUUCAGUUCAGGCAAGUGAAAUGCCUGGAUAUUUGCAGAUGCCUGCAGUUAAUGCUGGUAGUGCUUUAAACUACUGGUGUUACCUCGGGGUGCUGAGUGCCCCCUGAAUGUCCCUUGUCCUGUCCAGGUGUCCAGCCAUCCCUCCCCGAGGGCUGUGCAGGUGAGUGAUCCCUGGGACCACAACAGAGGUUUAGCUUGUGCUGGAAAUGUCUGUGGUAACAACUGCUGUACUUUCCAGGGGGAAAGAAAAGCAGGGGGAAGCAGCUGUGUUGCCUUUAAUGAAGUGUUUGAACUGUUCUGCAGAGAAGCAGCUGAUUCUUUGAUGCACAAACCAGGCUUGCUUUCCUACUAGGAUUUUUCUAAUACUGUUUAUCAGCAGAAGUUGUUGUAUGUAUUUAAUUUUGAUCUAUGUAAUACCAAUAAAAAGAAAAUUUGUUUUUAA
Messenger RNA from Corapipo altera (White-ruffed manakin), 3796 nucleotides. It is a transcript of the gene YIPF6, whose product is annotated as Yip1 domain family member 6. Lineage: Eukaryota; Metazoa; Chordata; Aves; Passeriformes; Pipridae. The transcript has 7 exons. Gene Ontology annotation, biological process: endoplasmic reticulum to Golgi vesicle-mediated transport. The record is from RefSeq and is a predicted model, not a curated record. Gene Ontology annotation, cellular component: trans-Golgi network; membrane. Bases 5 to 697 code for a protein of 230 amino acids.